This is a messenger RNA of Scylla paramamosain (green mud crab), 633 nucleotides long. Its product is annotated as chromatin-remodeling complex ATPase chain Iswi-like. Gene Ontology annotation, biological process: DNA methylation-dependent constitutive heterochromatin formation; pericentric heterochromatin formation; lymphocyte proliferation. Gene Ontology annotation, cellular component: nucleus; pericentric heterochromatin. The record is from RefSeq and is a predicted model, not a curated record. The transcript is spliced from 3 exons. Lineage: Eukaryota; Metazoa; Arthropoda; Malacostraca; Decapoda; Portunidae. Gene Ontology annotation, molecular function: chromatin binding; ATP-dependent chromatin remodeler activity; ATP binding. Bases 50 to 541 code for a protein of 163 amino acids.
CUUACAGAGUUAGCAGCUGGGGGGGUGAGAAAAACUGCCUACCUUCGUCAUGGGUCAGCUGGUAUUUCACUCUUUCAUCCUGGGAGUCUGUGGCAGUGUCUACGCCUUCUGUAUCACCCAUCAGGGAAGGUUUAAGUCAUAUGGGAACCCUGAUGAGUACUUGGUAGGCGUGGGUACACAGAAAACACACAAAAAUCUCGUUACUCAAGGAUUAAGUCUGCAGCGCACAACCACUCGCCGUGACAAGAUGGACACUGGCUGGCGAUCCCUGAACACCUUUUCCCCCCUGAACCGACAGCUUCGGACUGGGACACCCUUACAGAACAGCCUGGCAGAGCUCUGGGCCCUUCUGAACUUCCUAAUGCCAGAUAUUUUUGAUUCCCUUGAUGUUUUUGAGUCCUGGUUCAACGUGGGGGAGAUGCAGGAGGAAGGAAGUGACGAGAGGAUUCUGAGGCAGGAACGAGAGGGACAGGUCAUCUCCACUCUAAUGAAGUUGACGGAGGGGCAAGCCAGUCUCUCUUAUGGAAAACAACAGCUUUGAGAGACGCGCUUGCUAAUUGUCACUGCAGGUGGGCCACUCUCCCCUGCCACAGUCCAUCACCACACACUGCAUCAGAACCUCUGGAGAGUGAC